GUAGCCGACCGGAAGUGACGGUGGGAGGCCGCCGGAAGUGUCGGGAAGUGUUGUGCGACCGAGUCUGUACUGAGACGGGCCUUGACCCGGAGCGAUACCGCUAUGUCGCUCGAAAUCGAGUCUUCCGAUGUGAUUCGUCUCAUCAUGCAGUACUUGAAGGAGAACAGUUUGUAUCGGGCAUUGGCCACCCUACAGGAGGAGACCACUGUCUCUCUCAAUACUGUGGACAGCAUUGAAAGCUUCGUGGCUGACAUUAAUAGCGGCCAUUGGGAUACUGUUUUACAGGCUAUACAGUCUCUGAAAUUGCCAGACAAAACCCUUAUUGAUCUCUAUGAACAGGUUGUUCUGGAACUGAUAGAACUUCGUGAAUUGGGUGCUGCCAGGUCCCUUCUGAGACAGACAGACCCCAUGAUUAUGUUGAAGCAAACACAGCCAGAGCGCUAUAUUCAUCUGGAAAACCUCUUAGCCAGGUCUUACUUUGAUCCUCGUGAGGCCUAUCCAGAUGGAAGCAGCAAAGAGAAAAGGAGAGCAGCGAUUGCCCAGGCGUUAGCUGGAGAAGUCAGUGUGGUGCCGCCAUCUCGUCUCAUGGCAUUGCUGGGACAGGCGUUGAAGUGGCAGCAGCACCAGGGCUUGCUUCCUCCUGGUAUGACCAUAGAUUUGUUUCGAGGCAAAGCAGCUGUCAAAGAUGUGGAAGAAGAAAAGUUUCCCACACAGCUGAGCAGGCAUAUUAAGUUUGGUCAGAAAUCGCACGUGGAGUGUGCUCGGUUCUCUCCAGAUGGUCAAUAUCUGGUCACUGGAUCUGUUGAUGGAUUUAUUGAAGUGUGGAACUUCACUACAGGAAAAAUCAGGAAGGAUCUUAAGUACCAGGCCCAGGAUAACUUCAUGAUGAUGGAUGAUGCUGUCCUCUGCAUGUGUUUCAGCCGAGAUACUGAAAUGUUAGCAACUGGGGCCCAAGAUGGAAAGAUUAAGGUGUGGAAGAUUCAGAGUGGACAGUGUUUAAGAAGAUUUGAAAGGGCACAUAGUAAAGGUGUCACCUGUCUAAGCUUUUCAAAGGAUAGCAGUCAGAUCCUCAGUGCAUCUUUUGACCAAACAAUAAGAAUUCAUGGUUUAAAAUCUGGAAAAACACUGAAGGAAUUUCGAGGCCAUUCCUCCUUUGUUAACGAGGCAACAUUUACACAGGAUGGACAUUACAUUAUCAGUGCAUCUUCUGAUGGCACUGUGAAGAUCUGGAACAUGAAGACCACGGAAUGUUCAAAUACCUUUAAAUCAUUGGGCAGUACUGCAGGGACAGAUAUUACCGUCAAUAGCGUGAUUCUGCUUCCUAAAAACCCAGAGCACUUUGUUGUAUGCAACCGAUCAAACACAGUGGUCAUCAUGAACAUGCAGGGGCAGAUUGUCAGAAGCUUCAGUUCUGGUAAGAGAGAAGGUGGUGACUUCGUUUGCUGUGCCCUCUCUCCCCGUGGGGAGUGGAUCUACUGUGUUGGGGAGGACUUCGUGCUCUACUGCUUCAGCACAGUCACCGGCAAGCUGGAGAGAACUCUGACGGUUCAUGAGAAGGAUGUGAUUGGAAUUGCACACCACCCGCAUCAGAACCUGAUUGCUACCUACAGUGAAGAUGGACUCCUGAAGCUCUGGAAACCCUGAGUCCUCUUAAGUGCAGCCAGGGAACAUGCACUUAAGUGGAGGCGUGCUCAUGUGUUACUUUUACUUUUCAUAUCUGCCUUUGUAAACAAAGAUGCUCUCUGAAUAAGUCAAGAAUAAUUGUGCGAAAAUUCAUGUUUAAAUAGAAGUUAUCAUUUAAUUUUCUUUAUUUUAUUUUGCUGAGACGUGGGUUUCUCUGUAAUCCUUGGCUGUCCUGAAACACUCUGUAGACCAGGGUGGCCUUGAACUCAGAGAUCUGCCUACUUCUCAAGUGUUUAGAUUAAAGGUAUGAACCCCCACCCCUUUUGCUAGCUUGCUUUUAGAGCAUUUUAAAGGGGAAUCAUUAACUGGGGAAUUCAUUUAAUGUUUUCAUUAAUCUCUACCAAAAGACUUUAAAUACUGUUAAUUAAAAUGUGUCCUAGCAUAGAAUGUGUAAAUAAGUCACUGUGCCAUAUUCAGCAGCUGUGGGGUUUUUUUAAAAAAAGAUUUUAAUAAACUUAAUACCUUUCUGAAGACUUUA
Myodes glareolus (Bank vole) is the source of this 2161-nucleotide messenger RNA. It is a transcript of the gene Smu1, whose product is annotated as SMU1 DNA replication regulator and spliceosomal factor. Gene Ontology annotation, molecular function: protein binding. Gene Ontology annotation, biological process: mRNA splicing, via spliceosome. NCBI's taxonomy places the organism in Eukaryota, Metazoa, Chordata, Mammalia, Rodentia, Cricetidae. The record is from RefSeq and is a predicted model, not a curated record.